This is a messenger RNA of Neurospora crassa OR74A, 836 nucleotides long. RefSeq lists its product as hypothetical. The coding region runs from base 1 to 525 and encodes 174 amino acids. The record is from RefSeq and is a predicted model, not a curated record. Lineage: Eukaryota; Fungi; Ascomycota; Sordariomycetes; Sordariales; Sordariaceae. The transcript is spliced from 3 exons.
AUGAGGCCCAAUGUCCUCUAUCUCGUUGCGAUUCUGAGCACACAAGCAGCAGCAAUUGAGGCCACCUCAAAUGAGGAUUUACGCCCAUCAAUAUGGUGCACGGCAGCUUUUCUUUACCCAGGUCAAGACCGCCUGGGUAACAACGCCCUGAAGAACGUUUUUCACGGAUAUUGUGGUCUCAAAGGUUACGAAGUUUCUACCGACAUUGACCUCAACCAAUGUUUGGAAAACAUGAAUGGGCAGAUUAAGUGGAAGGAGAACGGAAACGGAAUCGGUACCUGUGAGUGUAGAAGCAAGAGGAACACCCCUUUUGUGAUUGAGUGUCAAUGCCCUGAUGACAGGGGCAACAAGAGAAUAUCAAGCGUCAACCUCAAUGAGCAACUCAGAUACGAAAACGGCACCUUCAAAUGCUUUGGCGCAUCGGGAAAAACUGAGGAUGUGUCUUAUCGAUUACCUGGUACAUCGGGACAAGGUGGGGGUGAGAGAUUGGAACUUGAAUCGAAUCUGAUACUUAAGAGAGGGUGAAGUUGAUGGCUUAAAGAUGUGGCUAGAUGUGCCUAGGGAGACAGGAGUCAUUGUACCCGAAGGAGACUGAUGGUCUGGAGGUCUUUAAAUGUGAGGUCAUGCAGAUAUAUUUGGGAUCGUGGUGCGUGUUGUGGUUUCGCGCAAGACAGUUCGACACGGCUCACUUUGGCUAGGAAAGGCUGUUGUUAGACUGUAAGAGGGAUUACAGGAUUUGGAAACACAUCGGUCAAGAUUACUUGGGGGUUCAUGCCUUUGGAUACUGCUUAGAACUAUGCUUCGAUGUAUAAUGAACAGGUAUCCGUCUCGGUUAG